GCAAAGUAUUUGGCAUAUUAUUUUCGCGCUAGUAGUGAAAAUGGCGGUUGUAGCGACAGCGCAAGCGUUGCUGAAGGAAGGGGUCGCCAAACUUGUGCAACUGAGUGGCUUCAGCGAGACUCAGCUUGUACAGCUGGCAGUGGUCGCUGUGAUUGCGCUAGGCCUGGUGCUGCUUCUAAACAAUGUGGUGGCGACGCUGCGCAUUCCCUCCAUCAAGGUGGAGCUGACCGAGGCUGAGGCAAAUGACAUCAUCAGCGCGCCCAAGUACACGCCGGGUCAGCCGGUGGACAAGGAUGUGGUGCCGUGCUACGAUCCCAGCACAAUGCAGCUGCUCGGCCACCUUCCCGCCAUGUCCGCUUCCGAGGUCCGCAGCCGCAUCGCCCGCUGCAAGGCGGCUCAGAAGGAGUGGCGCACGUCCAGCUUCGCGCAGCGCCGCAAGCUGCUGCGCAUCCUGCUCAAAUUCAUCAUCGAGAACGUGGAGACCAUCUGCCGCGUGUCGGCUCGCGACAGCGGCAAGCCCAUGCUGGACGCCAUCCUGGGCGAGGUGGUGGUCACGUGCGAGAAGAUCCACUGGCUGUCGCGCGAGGGCGAGGCAGUGCUGAGGCCGGAGCGCCGCUCGGCGGGCAUCCUGAGCUUCUACAAGUCGGCGCGUGUGGAGUUCCACCCCGUGGGCGUGGUCGGCGCCAUCGUGCCCUGGAACUACCCCUUCCACAACGUGCUCAACCCGCUGACUGCCGCGCUGUUCGCGGGCGACGGCCUGGUGAUCAAGGUGUCGGAGCACGCCUCCUGGUCCACCGGCUAUUACGGCCGCAUGAUCUCCGCCGCACUGGCCGCCGCGGGGGCGCCAGCGGACCUGGUGCAGAUCGUGACUGGCUACGGCGAGGCGGGUAGCGCGCUGGUGACGGGCGGUGUGGACAAGGUCAUCUUCGUGGGCUCAACACAGGUGGGCAAGAUGGUGAUGCGCGCCGCCGCCGACACGCUGACGCCGGUGGUGCUGGAGCUGGGCGGCAAGGACGCCGUCAUUGUGACGGAGGACGCGGACCUGGACAACCUGGUACAGGUGGUACUCAAGGCCGCGUUCCUCAACUGUGGCCAGAACUGCGCCGGCGGCGAGCGCUUCUUCGUGCACGAGAAGAUCUACGACAAGUUCCUGGAGCGUUUGACCCCUCUGGUGGCGGGUCUGCGGCAGGGCAACCCGCUGGGCGAUGCGCCCGUGGACUGCGGAGCCAUGUGCAUGCCAGGCCUGGCGGAAAAGGUGCACGGGCUGGUGACCGAGGCGGUGUCCCGCGGGGCGCGGCUGCUGGCGGGCGGCGUGCUGGUGCCUUCGGGCGAGCGCGGCGGCCAGUUCUACCCGCCCACACUGCUGGCGGACGUGAGGCCCGGCAUGAAGAUCUGGGAGGAGGAGGUGUUCGGGCCGGUCAUGUCUGUGAUCAAGUGGUCCACCGAUGACGAGGUGGUGGCGCUCGCCAACGACUGCGACUUCGGCCUGGGCUCCAACGUCUUUGCCGGCAGCCAGGCGCGCGCGCGGUCCAUUGCCAGCCGCCUGGAGGCGGGCAUGAGCUCCAUCAACGACUUCGCCACCACCUACAUGUGCCAGUCGCUGCCCUUCGGCGGCGUCAAGCACAGCGGCUUCGACCGCUUCGCGGGCGUGGAGGGCCUGCGCGGCCUGUGUGUGCCCAAGGCGGUGGCUGAGGACCGCUUCCCGCUGCUCAUGCGCUCCUCCAUCCCGCCCGCCUGGCAGCUGCCGCUGCCGCCUCACGCCGUGGCGUUCGGGGUGUCGCUGGUGACCAUGUUCUACGGCCCCGGCCUGUUGUACCAGGCCCGCGGACUGGCCUCGCUGCUGCACUGCCUGGUGUUCCCCGGCGCAUACGCCAAGAAGAAGCAGGGCCAGCAGCAGGCAGCCCGUGCCGGCAAGGCCAAGUCCACGUGAGCACGCAGGCGCGUGAGAGGAGGGGAAGCAUAGGACAAGGAGGAGCAGGAAGGAGGAUGAGGAGGAGAAAAGGAGGCGCGGGACAAGGAGGAGGAGGAUGAGAAGCGGCGAAGGAGAUGGAGGCAGUGCAGUACGGCGAGUGCUGUAUGGGUGAGGGCGAAGAAGGGCGAGGAGGCGCGCGCGUAACGGACAUGAGGUCAUGGGGUUUUGUGUGGGCUCGGGCAAUCUGGUGGCGGGAGCGGUGCGGUCUGAUGCGGUGCCGCCGCACCCCUGAUGGUUUGAUUGCGCCCUGUGAGCCGCGGGAGUACCGUGGCGGGUUUUAGGGGCGGGGCAUGGGCUGCGGCGAUUGGGCGCGCGUCGGCAGUAGCGAGGGGGCCUGCGGUCUGGUGGGCACUUGCAGGACUGUGAGGCAGAUGGAGCUGUGAAAGGUGUUCACGGGAACAAACCCAAUUUUGCCGCGAUCGGGACUCGGGAAGCGCAGGAUGACCGGACCAUGUGGCCGAAAGCAGGUGCUGGGUAAUGUAAAAGGUUGACAUUGGUUGUUGCGGCUGCGGAGGCUGCAGUUGACAGCUUCUGCGAGGACGGAGGUGAUAGAGCCUGUGCUGGCACACUUGGGGCGAAGUAGGGAAGCAAUUACAGACGCCAUGCCGCUCGGGUGCUGAGCGCAAGCUGAGAACUGUAAGGUGUGCCAUGUCACUGACGAGUCAACCUCGUCCGCGGGUCAGCUCUUGUGACGCGGGAGGUCGUAUUCUUCAAAAAUCCGCUAAGUUGCCCUGUCUCAAGUAGAAAGGUAGGACCAGCGUCCAUACACUAUCAUGAUUGCUGGUGUGCUAGACUGCUGGUGUGCUGUUGUCACAAGGUAAUGACCACAUGUUGCCAGACCCGUGCGUGUGCUUGGGGAGCGGUAAUGGCAUUGA
Molecule: messenger RNA, 2847 nt
Organism: Chlamydomonas reinhardtii
Lineage: Eukaryota; Viridiplantae; Chlorophyta; Chlorophyceae; Chlamydomonadales; Chlamydomonadaceae
Exons: 16
Coding region: 41-1930 (629 amino acids)
Molecular function (GO): aldehyde dehydrogenase (NAD+) activity
Source: RefSeq, a predicted model, not a curated record